This is a messenger RNA of Mucor velutinosus, 492 nucleotides long. RefSeq lists its product as uncharacterized. NCBI's taxonomy places the organism in Eukaryota, Fungi, Mucoromycota, Mucoromycetes, Mucorales, Mucoraceae. The record is from RefSeq and is a predicted model, not a curated record. Bases 1 to 492 code for a protein of 163 amino acids. The transcript has a single exon.
AUGAUCAAAUGGGCCAACCAAUAUCCCAAACUGUACAUGCCUGACCCUUGUGGUGCGAAUAUCGUAGAUAUUGAUAACCUCAAUCGAAUCACACUGACGUUCUACGUUGAGCACACAAAGAACUUUCAGGACGCUGGAGGUCGAUGGAUGCGCCAUAAUAAUUUUAUGUUGGAGCUGAAGGAUGAGCUGCAGCUGUUGAAGAUUACAUACUCAAAGCCUGAUCAGCCUGUGGUGCAACGAUAUAGAAACAAAAAGGGUGGUGGUGGUUAUGACGAUGGCGAUGAAGUGACCGAGGAUGAGAAUGACUUUGGGUACAAAGACUCGGAAAAGAGAAAAUGGAACAAAAUGUACAACUCGACCUCAAGAUUUCAAAACCAUGCCGGCUCAGAUGCGCAUGCAGAUGCCCAUCAUCCUCCUGAGCAAGAUAGAAUGGAUGUAGGUGCUACGGCUGGAGCUGCUGCAACGGUUGCUUUUACCAUUGCUGCAAUUUAG